This is a messenger RNA of Bursaphelenchus okinawaensis, 4360 nucleotides long. The record is from the annotation of a GenBank genome assembly. NCBI's taxonomy places the organism in Eukaryota, Metazoa, Nematoda, Chromadorea, Rhabditida, Aphelenchoididae.
AUGAGAAAGGACAAGAAAGACGAAGAAGCUGGCCUAGGCAACCCGUACAGCCACUUGGACAAAACUUCCGUAUUUCAAGAGGUAAAUUGAGUUUUUUGGUAUUUUAUUCUGUAUUUAGGCUCGAGCUUUCAACAAAACUCCAAUUGUUGUCCGGGAAUGUAAUGCCACUUUGUGCAAGAUCUUGUACUUGCUACAGAAUGGAGAAACUAUUGGAAAGACUGAAGCUACUGAUACUUUCUUCGCUAUCACAAAGUUAUGGCAAUGUAAAGAUAGUACUUUGAGAAGAUUGGUCUUUUUGGCUAUUAAGGAGCUGUGUCAUCAUUCCAACGAUGUUAUCAUUGUGAUCAGCAGGUAAUAUAGAUUUCUUUAAUUUUAUUUUGUAGCUUUAUAUUGUUCUACCUAUAUAUUAUGUUUAAUAUUGUUCUAGUUUGACCAAAGACAUGACUGGAAACGAAGAUGUAUACCGUGGCCCGGCUAUUCGUGCUUUGUGUCGUAUUACUGACAGUGGCAUGUUACAAGCGAUAGAAAGAUACAUGAAACAAGCUAUUGUAGACAAAGUUCCAUCUGUUUCAUCAGCAGCUUUGGUAUCGUCAGUUCACUUGAUGAAGAAGUCUCCAGAAGUUAUCAGACGAUGGGCCAAUGAAGUUCAAGAAGCCGUUAACUCUGACAAUCCAAUGGUUCAAUAUCACGCAUUAGGUCUUUUGUAUCAAAUCAGAUCCAAUGACAAGUUGGCUGUCUCGAAACUUUUGCACAAAUUCGGAAAAUCUGGCAUGAGAUCUCCAUUGGCCUUGUGUUAUUUGAUCAGAAUUGCUGCCAAUCUGAUUCAAGAAGAAGAAGCUACUGACAGAACUCCUCUGGCUUUUAUUGAGAGCUGUUUGAGACACAAGAGUGAAAUGGUCACUUAUGAAGCUGCUUCAGCCAUCGUCAGACUUCCUAACAUUACCAGGUGGCAAUAUUCAUUUAUUUUCAAAUUUAUUUAGGAAAGAUAAUACUUAUUGCAAAAUAUUAAAUGUUUUUAAACUAAUUAAGUUUUAGAAAAUUUGUUAAACAUGGUUUAUAUUGUGGUAUAAUAUUUAUUUUUUAGUGGUGAACUUGCCGCCGCCGUGAACGUUCUUCAGAUGUUCUGUUCAUCUCCAAAACCUUCUCUUCGUUUUGCUGCUGUGAGAACUUUGAACAAAAUCUCUAUCAACUAUCCGCAAGCCGUGAUGAGCUGUAAUGUUGAUCUAGAGCAACUUAUUACUGAUCAAAACCGCUCGAUUGCUACUCUGGCUAUUACCACCUUACUCAAGACUGGAGCCGAAUCUUCUGUGGAACGUUUGAUGAAGCAGAUCAGCUCUUUUGUUAGUGAAAUCGUCGAUGAAUUCAAGGUUGUUGUAGUAGAGGCUAUCAGGUCCUUGUGCUCACGGUACCCAAGAAAGCACGCUACUAUGAUGGUGUUCUUGUCUGCAAUGUUGAGAGACGACGGCGGGUUGGAGUACAAAAAGGCGUUGGUCGAUACUGUAAUUUCAAUUAUUGAAGAGAAUCCGGAAACUAGAGAAACUGGUAAGUUUGAUAAGAUAUUUACCUCUUUGUUUAUUUUUACCUUUUAACUUCAAUUUUGUUAAAUUUUAUCCUUAUUUGCAUAAUGUUGUCUAUCUUUUAGGUCUUGUUCAUCUCUGUGAGUUCAUCGAAGAUUGUGAACACAGCUCUUUGGCUAGCCGAGUUCUCCACAUCUUGGGCACUGAAGGUCCAAUUACGUCAGUUCCCGAAAAAUACAUUCGAUUCAUCUACAACAGAGUCGUAUUGGAAGCAACUGAGGUAAGUUCUUGGAUAGUCGAGUGGAUAAAGCGUUUACUAUUGUGCAAUUAGGUCGUUGGUUCGAUCCUUAAGAGGUGUUAGGGGUAGAACAAUGUGAAUUUAUAGGUUAUCGUAUUUGUAAAUACGCUAUUUAAAAUUAGUAGCACUGUAACUCAAUGAGGAAAUCAAAAGGCCGCUUGAAUGUAUUCUACAUGGAUAGGUACAGUCAUGACGAUACAAACAGAAGCGAAAUUCUGAGGGUUACAGUAAUAUUUUUAUAAAUUUCAUAAACCAGUUUGUUAAAUUUUUAAAAUAAGAUCGUUUUAAAAAAUCCUUUAAUUUUAAUUUAAUAAUCUUAUGUCUAGGGAUUUAAUAUCAAUUUAAUGCUAUUGUUUUAGAUCAGAGCAGCCGCCGUUACCGCUUUGGCCAGAUUUGGAGCUUUGUGUCCAAAACUUCGGCCAAGCAUUGAAGUUCUUCUCAAACGAUGCCUGUUGGACACAGAUGAUGAAGUCAGGGACAGAGCCACCUUCUUCUUGAGAACUCUCCAAUCUGAAGAUGCUGAAGCUGUCAACAAGUACAUCAUCAGCCCAUUGCAAGUAUCGGAUAUUGGACUAGAACGUGCUACUGAAACUUAUGUCAAGAAUGCUCAAUUCGACAAGCCAUUCGACCUCAAAGUGGUACCAGUCUCUGCUGCUCCAAUCACUCUCACUGAAUCCAAACCGUCGAGUUUAUCUGUGGAGCCAGUGGCAAAGAAGGAGGAAAAGAGCAAGGUCUCAAGACAGGAUCUGUUUGCUCGUAAGUUGAUGUUUAUAAGGUCAAAAAGUGGAUAGAAUGUUUAAAUUAACGUUUUGGUGAAAAUUAUAUUUUAAAAAUGGCUAUGUUAAUGUAAUUUCAUUUCAGAACAAUUGUUUGCCAUUGCCGACUUUGCUGAUCUGGGCCCACUGUUCAGAAGCUCGAAGCCAAUUGAACUAACUGAAUCUGUUACUGAAUAUGCUGUCACUUUGAUCAAACACACCUUCGCCGAAAAUAUUGUUCUUCAGUUUGAUUGCAAAAACACAUUGAACGAUCAACUUCUGGAGAAGGUUCACGUCGAGUUGGAGGCUUCAGAAGAAGAAGGAUGGGUUGUUCAGAAAGUUCUGCCUUUGGCCGCUUUGCCAUACGGAAACGAGAAGGGUACCACUUAUAUUUUGUUGGCCAUGCCUGAAGAUGGCGGGGUUAGUGGAACGUUUUCGGCCACCUUGAAGUUCAACGUCAGGGAUGUGGAUCCAACAACGGGAGAGCCGGAAUCAGAUGAUGUGUACGAUGACACGUUUGCUGUAGGUUUUUGGGAUGUUUUUAAUGAUUAUUGUUUGCGUUGAGCAGUUUACUUUGGUAUUGAUGGGGCUUUUAAAAUUUUCUUGGGAUUUUUGUUUAAAUUUGGCGUAUGAACUGAUAACUUUCUGUGAAGCUGUUUUUAACAAUGGCAGUAUAAAUUCAAAAACAGAGAUAAAGUUUUAUGUAGACAAUAUAAAUUGAAUUGGUUUGUUGCUACUUUCUAAAGGACAGUUGUAACUUCUUGAGAACAAAUUCAAUUUUAUUGUUGUGAGCUUCUUUAUGUACUUUUAAUGAUUAUGUUUAUGAUAUGUCACUUUGACGUCGACCUUUAAUUAUGUUGAUAUUUACAGCUUGAAGAUGUAUCGAUUACAUUGGCCGAUCACAUUUUGGCCGUCCAAAAACCAAAUUACUCUGGAGUUUGGGAACAGUUGGGAGAGGAGAAUGAAUACAAUGAAACGUUUGCUCUACCAGUCGCUUCGUUGCAAGGUAAUAAUUUUUAUCUUUAAGUUUGAACUUUUAUAGAAAAAUUUUUUAAAUUUAGGUAUUUUUCGAAGAAAUGAUUGAAAUUUUUUGAAAUUUUCAGAAGCCGUGUCAAAACUACAAGACUAUUUGGGAAUGGCUGCAUGCGAACACUCGGAUAAGAUUGUAGAAGGCAAAUCUCAACAUCAGUUGCUACUGAGUGGAGUCUUCAGAGGAGGUCUGGACGUGCUGGCUCGAGUUCGAAUGGUUCAAGACCAAGUGGAUCAAAUUGUCAAUAUUAAUGUUAUUAUUAGGUAAGUAUUUUCAUUUUUUAUAAGAUUUUUUUGCAAAAUUCUUAUGUAAAAAAGAAAUUUUAUUUUUGUAUAAGAAGUUUGUUUCAUAUGUUUCACAUGAAAACAGUACUAAAGUUGUACUUUAACAAUGAGAGAAUGGUCAGUCUUUUGUUCUCGAGUUGUUAUCAGUAGUUUGUGGGGUUUCGCUGUUUUUAUAAAGAGUGAUACUGAUGAUAAGAUAACAAAAACAGACGUGUGUACAUUCUUUUUAAUUUGUUUUCUCAUCAACGUUAUUACUUUUUUGUUUUUCAUCAGUUUUUGAUGAAAUAGUGCUGAUUAUUACUGUUAUUUUCGUUAAUAGUAACAAAUGGUUGGGUUUUUAUCAAUGACUGAUUGGGUCUUCAAUAGAAUUUUCUUUAAUAGAAGUAUAUGAUUAUUGUGAAUAUUUGAUAAUAGUGAAUGUUUUCAGAAGCGAAGACGGAAACCUAAGCGAAUUGGUGGGCGCGUCAAUCAGUUAA